Molecule: messenger RNA, 2316 nt
Organism: Eurytemora carolleeae
Lineage: Eukaryota; Metazoa; Arthropoda; Copepoda; Calanoida; Temoridae
Exons: 2
Coding region: 1-2316 (771 amino acids)
Biological process (GO): DNA integration
Molecular function (GO): nucleic acid binding
Source: RefSeq, a predicted model, not a curated record
AUGAAUAAACUCCAGGACAACACUAUACCGAUCACCAAGAAGAAUGUUCUGUCCGUGGCCUGUCAAUUCUACGACCCCACGGGCCUUGCAGCACCACUCAUGUUCUCUGUUCGAGCCCUCUUCAGCGAAGUCUGUCGAGACUCUCAAUACUCCAUUAAUUCUGUACUGCCUGAAGAAUACACCGAUAGAUUUAAGCGUGCCGUUGGAGAGAUCUUGCUCACCAAGGAAAUAUAUUUCCCCCGCCAGAUCAUCUUCAAAUAUUCAGCUCAACUCUUCAUCUUCUUCGACGGAAGCCUGCAAGGAUACGGUGCUUGCGUUUACGCUCACUCCAAUAACCAAUUCAACCUUCUCUACAGUUCAGCCAAGGUAUUGGGGAAGACUGCAUACUCCGCACCUCAAUCCGAAAUAGCAGGGGCAACCCUUGCUGCCAGAAUGGAACAGAAAAUCAGCCAGGAGCUGUUCAAUGUGACCUUAUAUUCUCCUGUAUUCAUGGGAGACUCAGAGAUCAUCCUGAAGAUGAUCGCCAAGAAUGAUCCUGCUGGACCUCCCGUGUUCUAUGGAACCAGACUCAUGGAAAUCCUUUCCACCUCUUCACCAGACAACUGGUUCUGGUGUCCAGGCCCUCUUAAUCCAGCAGAUCUGCUGACUAGAUCUGGAACAGAAUGCAAACAAAUCAACUCUGAGUUCUGGCUUCAAGGCAGUUUUCUUCCUCAGGAAAAGUCCACUUGGCCAAUCUUAGCAUGUACUUCUCUUCCUACCUCCGAUACUAGCACCAGGAUGGUCAACGUCGUUAACAUACCGGUCAACCAGUCCCAGGGUUUGAUUACCCACUACCUGGAGCAAUGCCUGAGCCUCACCAAGGUAACUAGAGCUAUAACUCUCCUCCACAAAGUCUGCAGAGCCUGGAGGGCUAAAAGGAAUCCUCACCCUGAUUUUACCUGGGGCAAGAUCAAGGACUCCAUCUCCUCCUCCAUCAUCAAAUGCUUCAUCAGACCAACAGAGGCCAUAAUUGCCUCCAACAAGAUGAAACACCUGGUGAUUCAAAAUGUUGAGGGGGUCUAUUACGUCUCCGACAGAAGUUUUCGUUCCCGGGUUGGUGUUCCACUCCUUUCCAAGACGACUAUCCUGGCGAAAUGCAUCGUUAAUGAUGCACACAGUGACCUAGGCCAUGGUCGAGACGUCCUCCAUACCAUCUCUCACAUACAAACCAGUUUCUUUAUUCCUGGCGUCCGGAAAAUGAUCACCGAUCUGAAGAAGUCUUGCCCUGGAUGCAUCAAACUCAACAACAAACCGUUCUCUGCAUUCGAGGCUGAUGUCCCUGACGUCCUCAAGACCAUCCAGCCUCCCUUCACUUACUGUCAGGCUGACAUAUUCGGACCAAUAUUUGCCCACCAAGAUGGACAACAACUCAAGAGAUGCGUGUUAGUUGUUCUCUGUCUCUCCAGUCGCGGGGUGCACCUGGAAAUCCUCCACAAAUACAGCGCUCAAAGUAUCUCCAGAGGUUUCCGCAGGACAUUCGCCCUAAGAGGUACUCCAAGAAUCAUCUGGAUCGACGCCGGACUGAACAUCGUGAAGGCAGGCAAGGAUCUGAGCGAUACAGAGAUGAAGGUGAUCUCCAGCCUCAACCUAAAGUUUGAAACCAUCGAGUUCAGGGUAACUCUUCCCAAACACCACCAAGGCAUCGGAGCUGUUGAGAGAAUUAUUGGUUCUAUUAAGAACACUGUCAGCAAAUCUGUGACGGGACCGCAGCACCUAAUCAUGGACGACGAAGAACUUCUCACCUGGUCCCAUAUGGUCAUCGACGAGCUCAAUAACCGGCCUCUUAUCCUCGCUGCUCCGCUGGGAAUCACCGUCACCCCGAACCACAUUCUCCAGGGUUUUAAGGAGAGUCACGGGGACGAAAUCAACCUCAACACCCCCGUUCGACACCAAUUAUCCAGGAGGAGGUUGACCGUUGCCUGGAAGGAACAGAGAGGGUCACCUCAAGUAGGAGACAUAGUUCUAUUCAAGAACGAUACCAUCUACCGUCACCCAAUCUCGGCUGCAAGAGUAGAAGCUUUACUCUGCAGGAAGAAUGGAGACGUUUACGGUGCAACCAUCAGCUACUGCCGAGAAGUAGGAGGGCGGAAAAUCACCGUCGACCGUCAUCUGAACCAGUUAUUUCCAUUCCUCGGCGUUGAACAGCAACUCCCUCAGGAAACAAUUCACGGACUGGCAGAAGAUCCUGUAGCUGAGGACCUAGCUCCAGACAGCUCAACUCAACAUACCUCUGCUCAAGACGAGUUCCACACAGAUCCUGCAAACCCGGACCAGUAA